GUCACAGUUCCGCCGUCACGGCUCGACAAUUUUCCCUGUGUUUUUUUUUUUUUUUAAUCUCCAUAGAUAAAGGUAUAUACAGUAGAUAGACUUGUAGAGAAACAGAAACUAGCCGUCAGUUAUUCCUCAGAGAAGCGGAGCACUAGUGAAACAGCGGGGAGUCUGUGUGUAGCAUCGAAUUUCAUCAGUGAGUGGAGCUUCAGGCCAGUCGCCGCGUUUCAGUUUUUGUGGCUGUGUGAAAGAGAGAUCGCCAGAUCGAGAUCACCAGCAGAGAAAGCUGAUAGACCUUUUGGUAGAAGUAGAAGGCAGACUUCAGUCACGAUGGAUCUGCACUGGUGAGAAGACACGCAAGUCUCUUGGCCGCGUCCACAAGCUCUUUAGCGCCGUCUCAACUGUCUAACUGUAUAACCACCGCUAGUGAUCGUCGUCCAAAAAGAACUUAACUGUUCUUGCACGCUUCUUGUUGUUGAUUAUUGUUAAAUUAGCAUUUUCACAUUUUUCUGUUGAACCCUCCCGAGUUGAUUUCGGCCGAAUCCCGUCACACAAAUAGCCGAGAAAAGACAGGAAUCAUGGGCGCUCCUGGUUCGAAAGCCACCGCGAGAUCCUUGCUUGUGUUCUUCUUCUUCUUCUUGUUGGCCAUUGCUGCCUACGCAUGGGCCGAUGAAUUCGCCGUAGAACCGGCCAACGAAGACGAUGCUUACGAUGCUUUAGUUAUGCAAGAAGAACAAGCGACCACCGAAGCCGGACGCGACGAUGGCCAAGGAGAUGCCGUAACCGAAGACGAAGAUUUCCAUCAACCGACGAUGACCGGCAUCGACAACGACAAGUUUUUGCGCCGUUUGGUACGAGUCCAGGCAUUCUCCCGACCGAUUCGGACCAAAACACGUCCCGUCUGGUACAACGGCCAAUCGCCGGUCUCGUUCAAAUCCUCUUCGACGACUGCAUCGACAACGACCAAGCCGUCGACCAGCGUGCAACCCAUUUCCGAGACGAUGCCGACCACUGACAUCACCACCCCUCCGUCGGCAACGGAAGAAGUUAACAAGACUGCGGAAGCGACCAACACGACGCCGGUCGACGACAACAACAGCACCGCAAUCGAGUUGAGCCAAUCGCAAGAAGAGAGAUGGCUGAUUGAAACCUUGGAAGAAGUGGCCCAAACGGUUCAAGAUUCUCAACCGUCUUCGGAUGAUGGUCUCGAACAAACGGCGGCCACCGAAGCGCCAAAGGUCCACGAAGACAAGUUGAACGAACAGCAGAAUAGUUUGUCGUAUUCGGCCGCCAGUUCGCCUGAACUCAUCGUGCACGACAGCGUUACUAGCACCCCGGUUCCAGCUACCAUCUCUUCGGCUCCUGUUUGGAUCUACCGGCCGACAUCGGCGCCCAGCAAGGAACCGGCUAGUGUCCUGAGCCCAGCCAAACGUGGCGGAACUCAGCCUCCCGCCAACACCAACGGAUUGAGCCGAUGGGGCGUAACGGUGAAACCAGGUGUGGCCGCUACCGUCUCGACGACGGUGCGCAGUUUGAAACAGCCCAACCCCAUCGGGUUAGUCACGGCCUCUAAACCUGUCGCCGACGUUGAACGGCUGACGACCACUGCCCAUCACAAGGUGCCCAGAUCGACGUUGGCCAGCCAAAUGCUGAGCAAAACGGCCAUCCCGUCUACUCAGCAAACAGCAGAUUGGUGGGUCACCAAACCCAAUUUCCAGUUCGACAAUUUGAGCGUGGAAGAAGCGGAUUACGGCCUAGGUGAAAGCAGCCAAACAACAGGCACAUCAGCGGAAUUGGCCGAACCAAAUGCCGAACUCCCGCCACCGAAAUCGCCACCUCAUUUCAAUAUCUUUUACGCGGACGGACAAGAAGCUCCGAGUAGCAUCAAAAACCGACCUGCCACCUUUUACCAAUCGACGCCUCGUCUUCCGCUGUCUGCCAAUCCUCUGGUUAUCAAAGCGCCUCUGGCCACUAGGACGUCCACGGUGAGACCCAAAACGACAGGUAAGCCAACCACAACGACGACCACUAAACGACCGUCGACGACUAAAAGGGCCGCGCCAACAACGACCACAACAACGACGACUCCAAGACCGAGGACGUCGAGGCCGAGGACGACGUCGACUACCAACAAACCGAAAUCGAAACCGACGACCGUGUCGACGAGGAAGCCGCCCGCCACCAUCCCGAUCCGACAGACGAGCAACAGGCCGGACAGUGUGCAAUUUGUUCGCGUGCCCCUGCCCAAUCUUCGACCGCCUUUCCCGGUCGAUUCGGGAGUGACGGACGAACCUGGAAAUUUCCAAGAGUUUGUUCGCACCACAACCGAAAGCCCUGAAGAUCCGUCGGAAGUGACGGACGUGUUUGAAAUCGAUGUCGGCGGUACAGAAAUCCGGCCCGUAUUUCCGCCCGAAUUCGAAGCAGAAGAGGAAUUUGGAGCCAACGGUGAUCUCAGCGAUAACACGGCUGAAACGAACACCAGUACGACGGACAGCAGCAGCAGCAGCGGCGGCAGCACUGGAUCGAGCGGAAGCGAAUCAAACAAUAACGGUUUGAUUGAUGAGCAGCAAAUUCCCAUCAAUUUCGUUGUUGUCAAUAUUUGGAAUUACGUCGGAGGGCAAUUGACUUUGGUUGGCCAGCAAGUGGUUCCCGCUCAAGUCUUGGCCGGCAUCAACAUCACCAAUGGAGCCACCAUCCAGUCGUCCAGUUUGCCGGAGACCAUCCUGAGUCAGCUGACUAAUCUUUUGGGAUCUACGACUCCGUUGACUACACCAUCGACUACGACGACAACGACGACUCCCAAGCCAACACUACCUCCUCGUCCUUAUGGCGGUGUAGGCAAUCCUGCUUUAGUGGGAGUAGGUCCAUCCGUCGUGAAAGGACCAGACUACGGAAAACCCAGUCAAACUUACGGCCCACCAAAAGCCCCAUCGACGUCUUACGGCCCUCCACCCAAAGCUCCGUCAGCAUCUUAUGGGCCACCUCCGACAGCUCCCGCUCAAUCGUACGGGCCUCCACCACCUUCGUCGUACGGACCUCCACCUCCGGCUCAAUCGUACGGACCUCCACCUCCCGCUCAAUCGUACGGACCUCCACCUCCCGCUCAGACGUACGGACCUCCACCGCCAUCGUCGUACGGACCACCUCCGUCUUACGGGCCUCCACCUCCGCCAUCCAUUUCGGAUCCUGCCCAAUAUUACGCACCGCCAACAACCACUGCAGCUCCAUCGUAUGUACUCGCUGAACAGUCGUACCAACCACCGUCUCCAACUCCGCUAGACUUGGAAGCCAACCAAUAUCCGACGACGUCUUACGGCCCUCCGCCAACCACAAAAGCUCCCCCUACUUCUUAUGGUCCUCCCGUUAUAGCCGCUCCUACCAUAUCGUAUGGACCUCCACCCAAAGCUCCUUCCACAUCUUACGGACCACCACCCAAAGCUCCUUCGACGUCUUACGGAGUGCCUUCCGUCCUGAUCGGUCAACCCAUUCAAACGUCGUACGGUCCUCCACCUACACCGAAGCCAAUCGAUCUCGAGUCUUACGCCGAGAAACACCAUCACCACCAUCACGAUUAUCAUCACCAUCAAGCUUCCAACAUGGAUUAUCAUCCUGACCACCGCACAACAACGACCACAACAACCACAACAGCAUCGCCAGUGACGAUCUCCGCAUAUCGCGCGCCGUUGGGACACAACCACCAAUUUUCAUCGGCUUCAUUUUCUCAGUUGCAAGUGAAACCUCCGCAGAAUCCACCAAACCCACCCGAGAUCAAUAAUCACGUGAUCGUCAAAGGAAUCGCCAACGCCAACCAAAUCAACAGCAACAGCAACAGCAACAACAACAACAAGAAUACGGGCAAAGGAGGUGGUAGGAGGCCGUCCAACAAGAAGAAGCAGGGAGUCAAAGUUGUUAGCACGACCUUACGCACCCCGCAAGGCAAUUUGAAUUUUGUCGACAUCAACAACGGAGCUAGUCCAGGCCCGUUUGUCAAAGGAGGCAAUCCAUUGGGCGCACUUUUACCUGAUUUCAUUCUGGAGAGUCUUGGCCAUCCCAUGUCUUUCUUGCCGCACGAAUUUUCGCACAGAUCCGGACACUUCGCCCCACGUUUCGAGGACUCCCCCCCGCAAGUCGUUCAUAACUUGCAUCAGUCCAAUUCCCGCUCUGACGUUGUGACAUCAAGCCGAACUGGAAAUGACGGAGAGUCGAUUACUGGCCGCAAUAGAGCUCAACCAUCCAUUCAAGGUAGCAAAAGUAAUAACAAGGCAAAGAGUCCCGUUAGCGAUGGCGUCACCAGCAACCCCACCAACAAACAAUCCAAACAUUCGUUUGACCCACGGCCGCCAUUUACCAUCAGCCGGCCAUCACCGUCUGCGAUGGAAAUCGCUUUCGGUGAUGCGGUUGGCAAGAGGUUAACGCCAGUUGCCCAUUAUUCGUCCGCGCAACAGCCGUCUGGACAUCCGUUAGAUUUGACCCACGGCAGCCGUCAAGGAAUUGCAGCUGCCGAAGGCUCGAUGAGAACAACGACAACUGAAUCAGCCAAAUCGGACCGUGGACGAUUCAACUUGCAAAACGGAAUGAAGUUCAACCUUCCGGCCGCGGCCAUUUCUGCUGCUGCCUUUUCUCUGCCGAUUUUAGUUGGCCGCAAACGACGACAAGUUGAGUCCAGAAGAGGUCCUUAUUGGCAGUUGAAAGAAGAAGAAGAACAUGACCACGAAGCGGAGGAUGCGUUCGUCCGACAUUUCACGGCUGAGAACGAGCGAGAGAUGCGCAAAAAGAACAUUGCCUCGUACAAUUGCCGACAGCUAUCGGUGAACGAUGAAAGUGCUGGCGCUGCUGUUCCCGGCCGUAGCGUCGCCACAACUCUUCACCAUCUGCUCGUUUGUCCCGGUCGCCAAUCCCGAACGCUGAACAUGAUCUUGCUGGACGGCUUGACCAUUCGCUGAGUGCUGCACGUCAUCACCGACGUUAAAUAAAAAUCGCUACUUUUCCCGUUAUUUGACUAUUAUCUCUGGCCAUAAGCUCCUUUUGAAUUGCUUUCAAUCUCUGUGAGCUGGCUCUCGGAGAACGAGAAAGAAAGAAGCUGAAGACGAGAUUAAGACUUACUUUAUUCCUCUUUGCAUCCGUCCUCCCAUUUCGUGCGUCGUUACAACUACUUAUUAGAAUUCCUCAAUUACAAUUAAGAAGAAAAAUGUCACCAUUUUCGCAUUUCUCUUUCAUCCUAUUUUAUUUGUUGUUUUGUUAAACUGUUGCUUUCAUGUUUUAUAAUAUUAUUUUAAUAUACAUACAUCAUUUAGAAAAUGUAUCGAUUCAACAUCGUCCAUUCUUGUUUUGUUUGAGGAAGCGAUCGAUUUUGCAAUCCACUGAAAUAAAUCCUAUUACACAAUUCAACCAAAUAACAUCCGACUUCUUUUUUAUAUUCUCUUAUGACAAUCACAAUUUGUAAGCGUGGCGUUAACAUUUAUGAAUUGUAUACGUCAUGCCAUGUUGUUUCUUUCGUUUUUGUUCUUCUCUUUCUCGGGACAUUCCUUCAAAUAAACACAAUCAACAUUG
This is a messenger RNA of Daphnia magna, 5541 nucleotides long. Its product is annotated as mucin-5AC. The record is from RefSeq and is a predicted model, not a curated record. Lineage: Eukaryota; Metazoa; Arthropoda; Branchiopoda; Diplostraca; Daphniidae.